UAAGAUGAGUGGGUUCAUCGAUUGUCACUGUCACCUUGCAGCACCGGAGUUCCUCACAGAUAUCGAUGCAGUGAUAGAGCAAGCUAAAAAGGCUGGACUUCUAGCUCUUGUGGGAGUAACGGAGCAUUCUGGAGAAUUUGAAAGGCUGAUAGAGCUUUCAGAUAGAUACUCAGGAUUUGUGCUACCAUGUCUUGGUGUUCAUCCAGUGCAAGAAAAUCCACCACAAGGACAGCGUGCAGUCACUUUGCAGGAUUUGCAGAUUGCACUUCCACUAAUAGAAAAAUAUAAAGAAUAUUUACUGGCAAUUGGAGAGGUUGGAUUGGACUUCACGCCGCGAAUUGCCCACACUGAGGCACAGAAAAAUGAACAGAGAAAGGUCUUCAUUGAACAGAUUGAAAUUGCAAAGCGACUGGAUUUACCUUUAAAUGUACAUUCUCGUUCUGCUGGCCGUCCAACCAUUAAUCUUCUGAAGGAACAAGGAGCUAAGAAAGUGUUGCUGCAUGCAUUUGAUGGAAAACCUUCUGUUGCUAUGGAAGGGGUGAAAGCUGGAUUUUUCUUUUCAAUUCCGCCAUCUGUCAUAAGAAGCGAGCAGCAGAAAUUGGUGAAACAGCUACCACUAGAGUCAAUCUGCUUGGAAACAGACUCUCCUGCAUUAGGGCCAGAAAAACAGAUGAGAAAUGAGCCGAAGAACAUAUCCAUUUCCUGUCAGUACGUUGCACAAGUUAAAGGGAUUUCAGUGGAGAAUGUCAUGGAAGUGACAACGAGGAAUGCAUGCAAACUUUUCCCAAAGCUUCAAAAAUUAAUCCACUUAUAACCCAGAUUCUCUGUACAAUAAAAAGUAACAAAGUUGAGUAAGAAUGCUUUAUUUCCUGGAGAUUGAGCGAUUCUGUCAUAGGCUAUCUUUUCUUUCUAUGUCUUAGUGUUAAAUAAGAAUAAGACAUGUUAAAGGCAACCUUAAAGUUCAUUAUAGCUGUCCCAAUUUAUUUCAUUAUAUUUCAAUUUACGUACAUUAAAACUAAGACUAAAAAUUA
This is a messenger RNA of Stegostoma tigrinum, 1031 nucleotides long. Its product is annotated as putative deoxyribonuclease TATDN3. The transcript has 10 exons. The record is from RefSeq and is a predicted model, not a curated record. NCBI's taxonomy places the organism in Eukaryota, Metazoa, Chordata, Chondrichthyes, Orectolobiformes, Stegostomatidae. Gene Ontology annotation, molecular function: hydrolase activity, acting on ester bonds. Bases 5 to 814 code for a protein of 269 amino acids.